This is a messenger RNA of Caenorhabditis bovis, 1128 nucleotides long. The record is from the annotation of a GenBank genome assembly. Lineage: Eukaryota; Metazoa; Nematoda; Chromadorea; Rhabditida; Rhabditidae.
AUGCUUUUGCCAUGGUUUCCACUAAUCGCCUCGUUUCUGGGCGUCGUCUUGGGACACCUUGAGGGGAUUGUCAUCUCUGAUAGUCUCGACGCGCUCAAUGAGCAAGAUUUUGAGACCGCUGAUAAAUUGACGCGAGAGGAUUUAUUUGGGAAACACAUACCCGUCGAGGUUGUCAAUGAUUACAAAUCGGACAUCCGCUUCCCGCGCCGCCAAAAGAGAAACGGAGUGUCUCGCGCCGCGAAACUCUGGCCAGGUGCUCGUAUACCGUAUGCAAUUUCGCCGCACUAUUCGCCGCAUGAGCGAGCUCUUCUCGCAAAAGCUGUAAAACAGUAUCAUGAGAAAACAUGCAUUCGAUUUGUACCAAGGAGAUCAGGAGAACCUGAUUAUUUGUUUAUAGGAAAAGUUGAUGGUUGCUUCUCGGAAGUCGGCCGAACCUCGGGCGUUCAAGUGCUUUCACUGGACAAUGGGUGCAUGGAAUAUGCGACGAUUAUUCACGAAAUGAUGCAUGUUGUUGGGUUUUACCACGAACACGAACGAUGGGAUCGCGACAAUUUUAUCGACAUCAUUUGGCAGAACAUUGAUCGGGCCGCUCUUGACCAAUUUGGUAAAGUUGAUUUGUCGAAAACGUCCUAUUAUGGACAACCAUACGAUUAUAAAUCGAUUUUACACUAUGAUAGUUUGGCGUUCUCCAAAAAUGGAUUUCCAACAAUGUUGCCUAAGGCGAAAUCGGCAACGAUCGGAAAUGCGAGAGAUUUCAGCGAAGUCGACAUUGCAAAAAUCAACAGAAUGUAUAAUUGUCCAGUCGAGAAAAGUGUAACGGCGCCAUUCGCUCGGGCUAGACAUGUUCCAAUUUAUUCGCCACCACAUUAUAAAUAUGACGAUCGGCCGAAAAUCCCGAUUCAUUCAUACGAUGGACAUCACGAGGAGACUUUUCAGCCACCACAGCCGCCAGCAAUGGUUAUUUCAAGUAGCUCUGGUGGAAAUCCGAGAGUCAAUUUUAAUUCCAACAAACCUUCUAAAUGUGAAGAUCGUAUCACGGUGUGCUGGUGGACAGCGGAUCGAUGCCGCUCGCCAGCAAUCUACCAGGUCAUGUCGUCGCUGUGCCCCAAAACCUGCCAAUUCUGCUAA